CUGAGGGGGCGCGGCGCGGAGGGGCGCGGAGCCGGGCGCUUCGGGACCCAGAGAGCGCGGCGGCCGGGAGCCCGCAGGCCCCUGACAGCCCCCUCCCCGCGGCGGACGACGAGGGGACCAGUCAUGGCGGAGCAGCGAACCGAGCGCGGGCCCUGAGCACCACCGCAUGGAGCGGGACGAACGGCCGCCUAGCGGAGGGGGAGGCGGCGGAGGCUCCGCGGGGUUCCUGGAGCCGCCCGCCGCGCUCCCUCCGCCGCCGCGCAACGGUUUUUGUCAGGAUGAAUUGACAGAGCUCGACCCAGGAAGUAUUUCUGUUCCAGAUGAUCGGGCUGAACAACGAACCUGUCUCAUUUGCGGGGACCGCGCCACAGGCUUGCACUAUGGAAUCAUCUCCUGUGAGGGCUGCAAAGGGUUUUUCAAGCGGAGCAUUUGCAACAAGCGGGUAUAUCGGUGCAGCCGCGACAAGAACUGCGUCAUGUCUCGGAAGCAGAGGAACAGGUGCCAGUACUGCCGCCUGCUCAAAUGCCUCCAGAUGGGAAUGAAUCGGAAGGCAAUCAGAGAAGACGGCAUGCCUGGGGGCCGGAACAAGAGCAUUGGGCCAGUCCAGAUAUCAGAGGAAGAGAUUGAAAGGAUCAUGUCUGGGCAGGAAUUUGAGGAAGAAGCCAAUCACUGGAGCAACCAUGGUGACAGCGACCACAGUUCCCCUGGGAACAGGGCUUCGGAGAGCAACCAGCCCUCGCCGGGCUCCACUCUGUCCUCCAGUAGGUCCGUGGAACUAAAUGGAUUCAUGGCAUUCAGGGAGCAGUACAUGGGGAUGUCUGUGCCUCCUCAUUAUCAAUACAUACCGCACCUUUUCAGCUAUUCCACCCACUCGCCACUUCUGCCCCCGCAAGCUCGCAGCCUGGAUCCCCAGUCGUACAGCCUGAUUCACCAGCUGGUGUCAGCCGAGGACCUGGAGCCCCUGGGCACGCCCAUGUUGAUCGAGGAUGGGUACUCUGUGACCCAGGCAGAGCUGUUUGCCCUGCUUUGCCGCCUGGCCGACGAGCUGCUCUUUAGGCAGAUUGCCUGGAUCAAGAAACUGCCUUUCUUCUGCGAGCUCUCAAUCAAGGAUUACACGUGCCUCCUGAGUUCCACAUGGCAGGAACUAAUUCUGCUCUCCUCCCUCACCGUUUACAGCAAGCAGAUCUUUGGGGAGCUGGCUGACGUCACUGCCAAGUACUCGCCCUCUGAUGAAGAACUACACAGAUUCAGUGACGAAGGGAUGGAGGUGAUCGAGCGGCUCAUCUACUUGUAUCAUAAGUUCCACCAGCUAAAGGUCAGCAACGAGGAGUAUGCGUGCAUGAAAGCAAUUAACUUCUUAAAUCAAGAUAUCAGGGGUCUGACCAGCGCCUCGCAGCUGGAACAGCUGAACAAGCGAUAUUGGUACAUCUGCCAGGACUUCACUGAAUAUAAGUACACGCACCAGCCCAACCGCUUUCCUGACCUCAUGAUGUGCUUACCUGAGAUUCGGUAUAUUGCAGGAAAAAUGGUGAACGUACCCUUGGAGCAGCUGCCCCUCCUCUUUAAGGUGGUGCUGCAUUCCUGCAAGACCAGCGUGGGCAAGGAGUGACCUGUCCCGGCGCCCUCCUCGGGCCAGCCACGGAGCCGCGGGCGGGCAGGACGGGCUCCCGAAGCCAGAGCCAGAGACCAAGAUGGAGGCCGCGGAGCAGCACUGCCGGCCGCCUCCAUAGCAGGAAGAGUUUUUGUUUGUUUGUCUGUUUUUUUAAGCUCAUUUUUCUAUAUAUUUAUUUCACGACAGAGUUGAAUGUAUGGCCUUCAACACGAUGCACAUGCUUUUGUGUGAAUGCAGCCGAUGCAUU
Molecule: messenger RNA, 1859 nt
Organism: Phyllostomus hastatus (greater spear-nosed bat)
Lineage: Eukaryota; Metazoa; Chordata; Mammalia; Chiroptera; Phyllostomidae
Gene: NR6A1
Product: nuclear receptor subfamily 6 group A member 1
Exons: 10
Coding region: 167-1609 (480 amino acids)
Biological process (GO): regulation of DNA-templated transcription
Molecular function (GO): zinc ion binding; sequence-specific DNA binding; DNA-binding transcription factor activity
Source: RefSeq, a predicted model, not a curated record